AUGGGCGUCUCAGCCAGUCCCUACGCCACCGAGCUUCACGCCGCCGUUCUCUCCGGUCGUAUCCUGGCGGUCCGUAGAUUCAUCGAUCGCGGCGCGCGCGUAACGGCGCGCGACAAGAUCGAUCGCACCCCUCUGCACUGGGCUGUCGCCGUAGGCCUCGAAGACAUCGCCAAGAUCCUCCUUAUCAGCACUCCCCCGCGCUCGCUAAAAGCCGGCGAUAAGUACGGCCGCACCGUCCUUCACUACGCCGCAGCGUCGGGAAACGUUUCCCUUGCCCGCGUGAUGAUCAACCGUGGCGCGUUGGUGAACGCGGAAGAUCAACGGCUAGUAACGCCGCUCCAUCUGGCGGCGGAGCAGGUGAAUCCGGAGAUGGUGCAGCUCCUGAUGGGCCACGGCGCGCUGUGCGGGGCGGCGGACGCGGAAGGGCGGACUCCGCGGGAUUACGCGGAGCGAGUGGGCAGCGCACACUGCGCGCGUCUGUUGCGCGAGGCGGAGGAACGGACGGUGGAUCGGUCGGCUGCGACUGCAGCGGCGGUGGUAUCGACGAGCGCAUAUCCCGACGCGCACCCCGUGAAGGCAGGUGAUCAGUCGAAGGAAAAUGCAGGGGUCCCAUGGGAGGGUGAGGCGCGUGCAUCGUUAACAUCAUCACACGAGGUCUCGGCUGCUGCAGCACGGCCCGCCGGUUCCAAUGCUCCCUCGCAGCUUCGGGUUCCGAUGGCGAACCUGGCGAACGUCCCUGCAGCAGAUACGGCGACGAGGGGCAGUCGGAUGGGAGCAGACCCGCUGAAAGCAGCAGCACGGGAAGGGGUAGCGGAGGAGAGGCCAGUGGCUGCAGGGGAGAGCUCUUCCGAGGCUAGUUUCCGCGAUUCUGUGCCUGCAUGUGCUGGGAGGUUGGGUGCAGGGGAGGUGGGAUUUAGCAGGAGCGGUUUCGGAGGCAUGCGGUGUGGGGAGAAGCCGAGCUCGGGCUGGGACGAAGGCUGGGGUGUGCUGGGGCUGCUCGGAGCGUUUUGA
Closterium sp. Naga37s-1 is the source of this 1011-nucleotide messenger RNA. The record is from the annotation of a GenBank genome assembly. NCBI's taxonomy places the organism in Eukaryota, Viridiplantae, Streptophyta, Zygnematophyceae, Desmidiales, Closteriaceae.